UGAAUUAUUGAAAUACAGUAAUCGUUUACUUUGCGUCUCGUGCGUUGUUACAUAACGUUUAAAAACAGCAUACUAAUUUUUUUCAAAGUUCUGCAAUUAUUGUAUAAAAGUAUUUUUCAAUCAAAAUGGUUAGUAAUUCGAAUAAUUACAGUCAUUCGUCUGUUAUUGUAUUGAUGCUAUUUUUCACGAUUUCUAAUCGGUGGAUUUUACCCGUGGAGAAUGCUAAAAUAUUGGCCGUGGAGACGAUUGGAUGCAAAAGCCACUGGAACUUUAUGAGCGCUGUGCUUCGAUCUUUGACGAACGCCGGUCAUAGUGUAACCGUUUUCACACCUAUUACAGAUGGCGACCGGAAAAACUACACGGAAGUGGAUUUGUCAAAAAAUUUUCCUAUUCUAAUGGCUAAGGAUAUGAAGGAAACAUUGGAUGUUUACGCUAGUCCGUUUACAUACAUAAAUAUGAAGACUGGUUUGAAUAAGCGAUAUUGUGAUUCAGUUUACGGGAACCAACAGUUCAAUGAAUUAAUAAUCGGUAACUACAAAGCAGAUUUUGACGUGAUCAUCAUGGAACCAUUGAGUGUUGACUGCAUGUCAUACUUGGCAAGCACACUGAACUUACCAAUAAUUUAUGUAAUCCCGUCCCCCAUGAUAUCUUACGCUGAACGUAUGUUUACUGGACAUCUCUCGAACCCUGCGGUCGUCUCUAAUUUAUUAUCACAACAAGCCGUUCCCAAGACGUUCGUCCAAAGAACCGUAAACACCGCUCUUUUGGCAUAUUGUAUUCUAAUAACUACAUACGAUGAAUGGGUGCUGAGAAUUACUAAUCCAAGAUUGUACGACUUAUCUCCAAAGGUUCAUCCAUCUAUAAUAUUUCAAAAUUCCCACUACAUAACUGAAUCUUCGAGGCCAGUUGUACCUAGUCUUGUAGAUAUAGGUGGUAUUCACUUAAAACCAUCAAAAAGUAUACCACAAGAUAUAUUAGACUUCAUUGAGGACUCACAUCACGGAGUUAUUUAUUUCACACUUGGUUCAAUAAUUCAAUCAUAUACAUUACCAGAACAUAUAAUAAAUUCAUUUAAAGAAGCAUUUUCUAAUGUUCCACAAAAAGUUUUAUGGAAAUUUGAAGGUGAAAUGAAAGAUGUUCCAAAAAAUGUGAUGAUAAGAAAAUGGUUUCCUCAACGAGAUAUUCUUCUGCAUCCCAAAAUAAAACUAUUUAUCAGUCAUGGUGGCAUUUCCGGAAUUUAUGAAGCUGUUGAUGGCGGAGUUCCUGUACUUGGAUUUCCUUUGUUUUUUGACCAGCCGAGAAAUAUAGAUAACUUAGUUAAUGCCGAAAUGGCAAUAAGUAUGGACCUCUUCACAAUCAACAAAGAAAAAUUGUUAAAUAAUAUCUUAAUACUCAUUAAUAACGAAAAAUACAUGAAAAAUGCGAAAAUUGCCUCUCAACGUUUCAAAGAUCGACCAAUGUCACCAGAACAAUCAGUUGUUUAUUGGACAGAGUAUGUUAUUCGCCAUAAAGGAGCAUCUCAUUUAAAAUAUCAUGGACAUAAUCUAUCGUGGUAUCAAUAUUUUCUAUUGGAUAUAAUUGCCGUAUUAUUCACUUUUAUUUCAUUAGUAUUAUUCAUAAUUUAUAAUUUUUUGAAUUUUUUGUGUAAGUACACCAGUUAUGUACCUAAAUAUUCACACAAUUAUGUUAGAGCCCUUUUAAUUUGGCCUUGGAUUAAUAAUUUAUACAAUUUAAAAUAUUUAUCAUCAUAGUCAAAAUUACAUUUAAAUUUGUACUAUUUUCACAAAAUGUAUACCCAUCCUAUGUGUCUAAACUAGUCAUUGAUAUGAGCUAUAGCCUAUAACUAUAAAUAUUAAUGUAUUAACUGUUUAAAAUUUAAUCCAAAGGCAGCUUAAACAAAAUAUUUUGUACAUACAUACCUACCUACUAAUUAAUACUAUUUUAUUUCAUGUUUUAAAUCUUGUUUUAAUGAUAAUUUAUUUUAAUAUUAAUUAUGUAUAACUUGUCUUAUACUCUAUAAUAUAUUCUUUAUAGUAUAUUCUAAUUUCUAAUCGUGCUAUUAAGUACUAUAAAACGAUAAUAAUAAUAGGUACUCAUCGAACUUUUAUUUUAAAAAAUU
Molecule: messenger RNA, 2119 nt
Organism: Aphis gossypii (cotton aphid)
Lineage: Eukaryota; Metazoa; Arthropoda; Insecta; Hemiptera; Aphididae
Product: UDP-glucosyltransferase 2-like
Exons: 4
Coding region: 126-1751 (541 amino acids)
Molecular function (GO): UDP-glycosyltransferase activity
Source: RefSeq, a predicted model, not a curated record